Molecule: messenger RNA, 1044 nt
Organism: Colletotrichum aenigma
Lineage: Eukaryota; Fungi; Ascomycota; Sordariomycetes; Glomerellales; Glomerellaceae
Product: Secondary metabolism regulator LAE1
Exons: 9
Coding region: 1-1044 (347 amino acids)
Molecular function (GO): methyltransferase activity
Source: RefSeq, a predicted model, not a curated record
AUGGCUGCGAAUACUCGAUCUGUCCUCUCUGGGGGUAGACCUACGCCCCUAGAUUUCGAUGAUAAGGAGCCGCCUCUCGAGCUUGACGAGGAUCUUGUGACCGAUGACGUAGCCUCCGUCGAUGAGCAAAUUUCGGAGUACACUGCCUCGUUGGCGCCUAGCGUUCUGAACUAUCCCGAAGAGUAUGGUCGCCGAUAUCAUGCUUUUCGGCCGGGAGCAUAUCCUCUUCCCAAUGAUGAUUCGGAAUCAGAGCGCCUCGAUAUGACCCAUGAGCUGAUUGUCAGACUCAUGGGAAACCGUCUGUUCCUAGCCCCUCUGGAACGGCCCAAGGUUCAUCGGAUUCUUGACAUCGGAAGCGGUACCGGCAAAUUGGCCGUUGCACUGGGAAUUCUCUUCGAAGACGCUGAGGUCAUUGGGAAUGAUUUGAGCGCGAUCCAGCCCACUUGGAUUCCGCCCAACGUCACUUUUGAGAUUGACGACGUUGAAAGUCCAUGGGUAGGCAAUCAGAAAUUUGACUUCAUCAUCUGCCGCUAUAUGGCCGCUGCAAUCAAAGACUGGCCGAAGUUGGUGCAGAGUGUCUACGAGAAUCUCAACCCUGGGGGGUGGGCAGAGUUCCAGGACAUGGACAUUGAACUCUACUCAGAUGACGGAACUCUUACUGAGCAACACGCCACGAGAGACUGGAGUAAAACCUUUGUGACGACUCUGAGAAGCAUGCAGCUCGAUCCGGCUCCUGGCCCGCAGCUCGAGGGAUGGAUUCGACAGCAGGGCAAUUUUACCAACGUCACCCAUCGGAAGUUCAAGGCGCCAGUGGGACCCUGGCCCAAGGAUAAGGCCUACAAAGAUCUGGGAAUGUUGAACCUUAUUCAGACAUUGGACGGGCUUGAGGGUUUCUCGCUCAGAAUGUUCUGUGGCGUUCUUGGGCGCACGAAGCAACAGGUCUUGGACCAAUUGUCAGAUGUGCGCAGGGAAUUGAAGAGCAACGCCUUUCACUGUCAGUUCGACAUUCACAUUGUAUAUGCACAGAAGCCCUCUGUGGAAUAA